Chenopodium quinoa (quinoa) is the source of this 1945-nucleotide messenger RNA. RefSeq names its product feruloyl CoA ortho-hydroxylase 1-like. The transcript is spliced from 2 exons. Bases 94 to 1212 code for a protein of 372 amino acids. The record is from RefSeq and is a predicted model, not a curated record. Lineage: Eukaryota; Viridiplantae; Streptophyta; Magnoliopsida; Caryophyllales; Amaranthaceae.
UAUACUAACCUUUGCUUUAUCAUUAUGUUAAGGAUUUUGCUUAACUUCCCUUAACCACUCGAUUUAAGAUUAUUAUUUUUCCUACUAACAAUAAUGCCAACCACUUCAAUUACAUACCUUGAAGAUACCAAAGAUUAUGUCCUAAAUCAAGGACAUGGUGUUAAGGGUCUAGCUGAUAUGGGCAUUAAAUCUUUGCCUAAUCAAUACAUUCAACCAGAAAAAGAAAGGUUUAAUAUAGACAAAAUCAUCCUUACCAACAAUGGUGAAGAUAACUCGAUCCCUAUUAUCGACAUGUCGAAUUUAGACGAUCAUGCAAUGGAAACCCUAAUUUGUAAUGCUGCGGAGAAAUGGGGUUUCUUCCAGGUUAUUAAUCACGGUGUGCCUCUUAGUGUACUUGAGAAUGUCAAGGCUGCGACGUAUCGGUUUUUCGAGUUGUCUGCUCAAGAGAAGAGCAAGUUCCUAAAGGAAAAUUCUCCUACAAACGAUGUGAGGUAUGGUACUAGCUUUGUGCCUGAAGUUGAAAGGGCCUUGGAAUGGAAGGAUUACCUUAGCCUCUUUUUUGUGUCCGAGAAAGAAGCCCUUGCUUGUUGGCCACUUGCAUGCAGGGCUGAAGCAUUGGAGUACAUGAAGAGUUCUGAAUUUGUAAUAAGAAAUCUACUAAAGAUCCUCAUGAAGGGAUUAAACAUCCAUGAAAUUGACGAGAGGAAAAAAUCGCUUUUGAUGGGUACAAAAAGAAUCAAUUUGAAUUACUACCCAAAAUGCCCUAACCCCAAGUUAACAGUCGGAGUAGGGCGACAUUCAGAUGUAUCAACCCUAACUAUCCUUCUUCAAGACGACGUUGGUGGGCUAUAUGUUCGAGGAGACGUUGGUGGGCCAUAUGUUCGAGGAUUAGAUGGUGAGAGUUGGAUUCAUGUACCUCCUAUAGAUGGUGCUCUUGUAAUCAAUAUUGGUGACGCGCUUCAAAUACUUAGCAAUGGUAAGUAUAAGAGUGUUGAACACCGUGUGAUCGCGAAUGGACAAAAGAAUAGAGUUUCUAUACCUAUUUUUGUGAAUCCAAGGCCAAAGGAUGUAAUUGCUCCAUUUGAAGAAUUAAUGGAAGGAGGAGAUAAGCCAAAAUAUAAAGAGAUACUUUACUCAAAUUAUGUCAAGUAUUUCUUCAAAAAGGCUCAUGAUGGUAAAGCCACGAUCGAUUUUGCUAAGAUUACAAAUUGACGUCUUGACGAUAUUAGGCUAAACCCUAGGUUAUUGAUCUUGAGUUUGUCAUUGCAAUAAGGUUAUGUUGAAGCUUUAAAAAAAUUUAAUAUUGUUUUAUCUAGUUUUGUUUUGCUCAUGUCUUAUAACGAGCUUAUAAUCGGUUGUGACAUUUAGUGUCUAAAUUUAAAAAGUAGCAAAAUAUAUGGGAUGUUUCAACUUGUAUGUCUAUUGUAAACUUGUAAUAUUAUGUAGUCCAUUAUAAGGUUUCUUGUAUCAUUGGUCUAGUCAAAAGUUCUAUAAUCCAUAUCAUGUUGGAAAACUGAAAAAUCUAUUCCUUAUAUAGUUAUAUGAUUUUUUGUAGCGUGAACUCAAUCUAUUUUAAAUUUUUAAUAAAUAUGUUUUAUUAUCUUUUCUGUUUUUACUACCUUGAUAUAUAUUUUUACACAUUAAUUUUCUACACAAUCUUCCUUUAUUUAUGUUUUCUUACUUAUCCACCUUUUUCUUAUACUAACUCGACACAUUAACACUCUCAAAUUGCUUCUUAAUUAUAUGCAAACAAUUUCUGUGAAAAAAACAUAAAAUAAUUGUUACUUCAUACAAAAAAAUAACACGUGAAUAGUUCUUAUAUUAGUGAAUGGCUUGAAUUUAGAGUUACUACACCCACUCUUUUAAUAUAUUUAGCAAAAUUAAAUAAAAUAUAAAACCAGAUACAUUCCACUGUAAGAAUAUGUAACCAAAAAAAAAAAAAAAA